GAGACAGAGAGACAGAGGGAGAAUGGUGGUGAAUUCAGUUCACUGGUUUCGGAAGGGAUUGCGACUACAUGACAACCCGGCUCUGCAGGCAGCUGUGUCCGGGGCGGACACCGUCAGAUCUGUGUAUAUUUUGGACCCCUGGUUUGCCGGCUCUUCAAACGUCCGCAUCAACAAAUGGAGGUUUCUGCUUCAGUGUUUGGAGGAUCUGGACAUCAGUUUAAGAAAACUAAAGUCCAGGCUUUUUGUUGUGCGGGGUCAACCCACUGAUGUGUUUCCAAGAUUAUUUAAGGAAUGGAACGUGACCCGUCUAACCUUCGAAUAUGACUCCGAACCUUUUGGAAAGGAGAGAGAUGUUGCCAUCGUGAACCUCGCGAGGAAAGCCGGGGUGGAAACCAUUGUCCAUACCUCGCACACGCUGUACGACGUGAACCGAAUAAUUGAAGCAAAUGGCAAUAAACCUCCACUCACUUACAAACGUUUCCAAGCCAUCAUCAGUCGCCUUGAGUUGCCUAAGAGCCCAGUUGGCUCAGUGACACUGGAGCAAAUGGAAAAUUGCACGACAGAUGUCGAGGCCAACCACAGUGAGAAAUAUGGAAUCCCAUCACUGGACGAGCUUGGGUUUAAUACGAGUGAGCUCGGUCCUGCUACGUGGAACGGAGGUGAGAUUGAAGCUCUAGCACGGCUGAAUAAACACCUGGAGCGGAAGGCUUGGGUUGCAAACUACGAGAGACCGAAAUUAAAUGCAGACUCUUUGGUGUCAAGUCCAACGGGUUUAAGUCCAUACCUGCGAUUUGGGUGCUUAUCGUGUCGAUUGUUUUAUUAUAGGCUACAGGAGCUAUAUAAAACGGUAAAGAAGGGCGCCAUUCCACCCCUUUCUCUAUAUGGACAGCUAUUAUGGCGUGAAUUCUUCUACACCACAGCCACAAACAACCCAAAGUUUGACAGGAUGGAAGGCAACCCUAUUUGUGUCCAGAUCCCUUGGGACAAGAAUCCACAUGCUCUCACCAAAUGGGCAGACGGGCUGACAGGAUUCCCCUGGAUCGAUGCAAUCAUGAAACAACUCCGGAAAGAGGGUUGGAUUCACCAUUUAGCCAGGCACGCGGUGUCCUGCUUCCUUACCAGAGGGGACUUGUGGAUUAGCUGGGAGGAAGGCAUGAAGGUGUUUGAAGAACUGCUCCUCGAUGCUGACUUCAGUAUAAAUGCAGGGAGUUGGAUGUGGCUCUCUUGCAGUGCAUUCUUUCAGCAAUUCUUUCACUGCUACUGUCCUGUCGGCUUCGGGAAACGAACGGAUCCAAGUGGUGAUUACAUCAGACGGUACCUGCCAUUAUUGAAGGAAUAUCCUACAAAGUACAUCUAUGAGCCGUGGAACGCCCCUCUCGCAGUUCAGAAGGCAGCAAAGUGCAUCAUUGGCAUUGAUUACCCCAAACCGAUCGUCAAUCACGCAGAAGCAAGUCGAUUGAACAUUGAACGUAUGAAGCAGAUCUAUCAACAACUGUCUCACUACAAAGGACUGUGCUUGCUGCCUUCAGUCCCUUCCUGCACUGAUGAUUCUGCAUCAUUGGCUGUCAGAACACAUGUAGACUGUACAAAUACUGCUGCUUUAAAUUCAUCGUAUCACGUUCAAAGUCCCGUUGUGAUGGGGAAACGAGAGAAACCGGAAUGUUUUACCGAAGACGGAUGCAUAAUUGCAAAAAUCCCACGUCUUCAGUCCCCCGAGGGUAAUGGCAGGAUCGUGUAGAGCCAAUGGUUCCGGUCAAAGGGAAGUAAGAGAGCACGAUGAAUUCUGCUUGCAGUUUAAUACUGUACAAAACUGGACUUUCUGACAUCUCUUUUCUCAACGCUACACCAUGAUAUGCGUCCGUUAACCUGUGCGGAUGUUGCACCUUUAUUGGACUGUACAAUUAGCAUUGCUACAUUUCAGAAUCUCAGCUUCAUUUUUGGAAGUUGCUGUUGACAAACAUAGCCCUGGACACAAAUUAUUUUGUAGCUGACGUGACAUGCAUUAUUACCAAUUGUACAUUUAAUGUCUGAUUGCAAAGAAUUUAGCUGCAAAAUAUCUAUAUUUUAAAUACUGUAUUCGAAAAUGGAACUGGAGAAAUGUUCUUCAUCUCCAUCAUUCAAACAUGUCUUCUCUGUUUCACCUUCUCCCUCCCCCAUUAUCCUGAACACAUCCACCUCUCUCCAUACGUGAGGAGAUUGUUCUGUCUAGUUCUGCUUGAGGCUUUACUAAGUUCUAACAGCCCAAAACACAUACUUCUGACCAUCGAGGUUGAUGCCUGCAUUGUACAUGAGGAUUUUUUAAAAAGAAUAUAUACACAAUAAAGUAUCUCGUCUGUUUUUGA
Molecule: messenger RNA, 2342 nt
Organism: Callorhinchus milii (elephant shark)
Lineage: Eukaryota; Metazoa; Chordata; Chondrichthyes; Chimaeriformes; Callorhinchidae
Product: cryptochrome circadian regulator 2
Exons: 12
Coding region: 23-1738 (571 amino acids)
Biological process (GO): circadian regulation of gene expression; entrainment of circadian clock by photoperiod; negative regulation of DNA-templated transcription
Cellular component (GO): cytoplasm; nucleus
Molecular function (GO): FAD binding; DNA binding
Source: RefSeq, a predicted model, not a curated record